Messenger RNA from Spea bombifrons (plains spadefoot toad), 1714 nucleotides. It is a transcript of the gene KPTN, whose product is annotated as kaptin, actin binding protein. Bases 88 to 1413 code for a protein of 441 amino acids. The record is from RefSeq and is a predicted model, not a curated record. Gene Ontology annotation, molecular function: actin filament binding. Lineage: Eukaryota; Metazoa; Chordata; Amphibia; Anura; Pelobatidae. Gene Ontology annotation, cellular component: lamellipodium; actin cytoskeleton; KICSTOR complex. Gene Ontology annotation, biological process: actin filament organization; negative regulation of TORC1 signaling; cellular response to amino acid starvation. The transcript has 12 exons.
CAUGUUGGCUACUGGUAAAUUCGGUUCAGCGGCCAUUUUGCUCCCUGGCGCACUCGCCGGAGGACCCUUCAGGCUCGUCCGCCCGUAAUGUCCGCCUCCUGCUGCCCGCUCACCGAGGACACGUUCAGCCGCUUUCUGUCUCAGAGCAAUGUGUACGGCCUGUCUGUGCUGCCCUGCCCCGGGGCCCCCGAGCUCCUGGUGGCCACCCUGAAGGGCAAAGUCAUCAACUUCAAGUACCAGGACCUGCGGGACCGGCUGCGGGCGGGAGCCCGAGAACUGCAGUUUACUUAUAUACCCGUUGACGCAGAGAUCGUUUCCAUCGACUCCUUCAGCAAAUCGGCACCGAAGCGCGGCCUGGUGGUCGGCAUAACGUUCAUUAAGGAUUCGGGCGAUAAGACGAGUCCGUUCCUAAACAUUUACUGUGACUACGAGCCGGGAUCCGAGUAUAAUCUGGACUCCAUUGCACAGAGCUGCCUGAACUUGGAGCUGAAAUUCACCCCGUUCCAGCUGUGCCACGCAGAGGUUCAGGACGGAGACCAGCAGGAAACCGUGUUUUUACUGGGUGGCAACGAUCAGUGUAUUCACCUAUACAAAGAGAACGAGGGGCUUCACCAGUUUGAGGAGCAGCCGGUGGAGAACCUGUUCCCGGAGCUCAGAGACCUGCCCAGCAACGUCACGUGGCUGAGUGUCUAUAACAUCCCGAGCAGCCAGCACCGGAUCACGGCCUACGGGUGUCAGAACGGAUAUGUCUGCGCGUCGCAUGUGGAUCAGGGCCGGAGAGAGGUUCUGCAGAGCUGGUCUCUACAGCAGGACGGACCCCUCUCUAAAGUUCUCAUCUUCGAGAUGCCGAGAGCCUGCGGCGGAGGGGAAGCCGAGGGGCAGAGGGAGGCAGUUUUUCCUGAUGGGCAGAACUUUCCGGGCGAGUUCAGCGUCCUGAUCAGCAGCACCACGGAGCCGUCUGUAGUGUACAAGAACGUCUUGCGCCGCGGUCUGGAGGAUCAGCUGCUUCUCCCGGACAGUGACCGGUAUGACAGUGUUCUCUGCGCUGUGGCGGCUGACGUGGAUUUCGAUGGAGAGCUGGAGAUCCUUCUUGCGACGUACGGCCAGGAGCUGCUGUGCUACAAAUACACGGCAGGGGCCGGGGCGGAGGGGCAAUUCCAGCUGGUGUGGCAGAGGGGUUUCCCCAGCCCCCCGCUCUGCAUGGCGCAUGUAGACCUGACGUGUGACGGUCUCUGCGAGCUGGCGGUCGUCUGCCUGAAAGGACUCCACGUGCUGCAGCACAGUCUCGCACAGACCGCUAAGUGCCUUCUCCAGCGCCUCAGACACAAGGUUGAGACAUCAAGACGUUUGCAGACAGUGGAUGAAGUGGGUGCAGAGCUGGCCCCUGGUGUGGCCCUUGAAGCCCAGCAGUGAAGACACCGAACCCGACGCGUCCCCAGACCGAGCGGAACCCCCGAGAGAAACGGACCUUUACAUAAAACUACGGAGCAGAACACACCUUACAGGGGCCCCCGUCGCGCGCGCUGUGUCUGCGGCCCCCGUCGCGCGCGCUGUGUCUGCGGCCCCCGUCGCGCGCGCUGUGUCUGCGGCCCCCGUCGCGCGCGCUGUGUCUGCGGCCCCCGUCGCGCGCGCUGUGUCUGCGGCCCCCGUCGCGCGCUCUCUCUGUGGCCCCUCUGUCUAGAAUCGUUAAUAAAUUUUUUCUACGUUUAGUAAA